CACUAAAUUCGUCACAUUGAUCAUCUUCACAUACCUCUGAUUCUCACUUCCCCCUAAACCACAAUGUCAUCACCUCACCAUCUGAUGAUUUAAGUGAAGCUUAAACCCAUCGGAUUUCUGUUUUUACUGUAUUUACUUAUGUCCGUUUUUCCCCUUACACCAGACUUUAACAUUAUUGCUGAUCUGAGAUACUCUGAUUGCUCUCUGUUGCCAUGAUACUGUGCUGCCAGUUCUUUGAUAAGAACAAUCAAUCAUUUUACAUGACAGUAACAUGAUUGUCGCAGCUGGAAUGAAGAUAUGCACAAAUCUAACCCCAUUUUUUAGAACAACACAUGCUUGUUUUAAUUGGGUUAAACUAACAGAUAGAAUCCAUUAAAUAGCAAUUAUGAAAAAGACAAAAAAAGUCCCUUGUAAACAUCAGUCAACUCUAGGGUCGCUAAAUGGUACUUGUGGCAGACAGGAUGCCACCAUGACAGGCCAAAUGAUGGAUGGUGGCCCCAUGGCAAGGCUGCAGGCAACUGACUUCCUUUCUUGUUGUGUUGUGAUGUUGGGGACACACACGGCAUCUGUCACCACAGUGGAGUUAAAUGAGGAGAGGCUGGCCCACCGGGGCUUAGGCCCCACUCCACGCUGGGUCAGGACGGAUGGGAUUUGUUGGUUUUUGGGGGGAUUCCGGUCAUUGAGACAUCCAGGCAGUCACUGAGAAUGUUCUGCUGGAUUCAGAGGAAGCAGCACAGAAACACAUGGCCCAGAUCUUUCUUUUCUGUCUGUGAGAAAAGAAAAAAGCUGGAAUGACCUUAAGCUGUGAGGCUGGUCUGUUUAAGACCAGCUGGCAUUUUACGAGGAGACAGCAACAGUUUCAAACUCAAAGAUAAGAAGGGGCACAAAUGGAUUAUCAAAAGGCAAAAAAUGGAUUUACAUUUGUGCAUUUGCUGUCUUUUUUUAAGGCAGAUGAAUAGUUAUUCAUAAAGUUUCCUGUCUUGCUCACAGUCUUGCACCUUAUAGAGAAAAAAAAACUGGCACUUCUGCACAAACCCACUGUGAUGUAAACAGAUGAUUUUCGUGGCAAACCUGCUACUCAUACUUUGAAGUGAAUGUUGAACUGUAUUUCUGAAGACUGACCUAGAUUUCCUUGCUGAGUUUGUUGUGAGGAAGUACUGCUUUAUUUUUCUGCCUCUGCUGUUAAAUGUAGCUACCUGACGACAAACUGAGGCAAAUAUUAAUACCAAGCUCCAUGCAAUAUUGAUGAGGAAAGCACAGUGGAAGGGCACUGGAAGGGCUUACAACUGCACUUGUCAGAUAGAAAAAAAAGAUUUGCACUGACUUUAAAAAGAUUUGAGUUCAGACUACUCUCUGUGGAGUUGAAAUAACACUGCUCACCCAGUGUGUUGGAUAAUUUCAUUUAAGACUGUCUCAGUUAGGAAAUCCUCUUUUGCUGUCGAAACUAACAAAUAAUUAGGUGCAUGUAUGUAUCGGUGUGCAUGUAUCUCACAUUUGCUGGAAGACAAGAGAAUGCAAUAUGAAAUCUGCUGAAUAUCCCUACAAUAUUUCUAAAGUCAUUGUUGCAUGAUUGUAUUAUAUUUUCACUCUGAUAUAUUCAGAUAUAUGGAAUUUAAUUGCUUUUUAAUGGAUUAUAGGGAAAAUCAUUCUCAACUAAAACACAUGGAUUCUUUUGUAUCUGGUGUUAAAAAUAACCCUCUCCCAUGCCUCCAUCCUCUCUUGGAGCUUUCAUAAAAACACACUGCUUCUUUGUAUUAAUGCAUGUUGACAUACACAGAGAAACAGCAGCUUGUAACCAACAGACCCAAAUUUCCUGAUGAAACAUCUUCACAGCCCCAAACCCAGUCGCCCUUGAUGAUAUGGUUUAAGGCAUUUUCCUGUCAUGUCAUUGUCAUUCCAUUUCACAGGUCCCCCCGUAAACGUUACAUGCAAUAUUUUUAUCAACAGUUUCGGCUCUGUCACAGAGACAACUAUGGUCCACCAGUUAAUGUUACCUGCAACAUAUUUAUCAACAGCUUUGGUUCUAUAGCAGAAACUACAAUGGAUUACAGAGUGAACAUCUUCCUGCGGCAGAAGUGGAAUGACCCUCGACUGGCAUAUAGUAAAUACCCAGAUUCCUCGCUCGACCUGGACCCGUCCAUGCUGGACUCUAUAUGGAAACCUGACCUUUUCUUCGCCAAUGAGAAGGGAGCCAACUUCCAUGAUGUCACCACAGACAAUAAACUGCUGAGGAUCUUCAAGGAUGGCACCGUUCUCUACAGCAUCAGGCUGACUCUCAUUCUGUCCUGCCCCAUGGACCUGAAGAACUUUCCAAUGGAUGUUCAAACUUGCACAAUGCAACUUGAAAGCUUUGGCUACACCAUGAAUGACCUGAUCUUCGAGUGGUUAGAGAACGGUGCAGUGCAGGUCUCAGAUGGACUGACCCUGCCUCAGUUCAUUAUGAAGGAGGAGAAGGAGCUGGGUUACUGCACCAAACACUACAACACUGGUAAAUUCACCUGUAUUGAGGUUAAAUUCCAUCUGGAGCGACAGAUGGGCUACUAUCUGAUCCAGAUGUAUAUUCCAUCCCUCCUGAUAGUCAUCCUCUCAUGGGUGUCUUUUUGGAUUAAUAUGGAUGCUGCUCCUGCCAGAGUAGCGCUGGGCAUCACCACUGUGCUUACAAUGACCACCCAAAGCUCUGGCUCCAGAGCUUCUCUUCCAAAGGUCUCUUAUGUGAAAGCCAUUGAUAUCUGGAUGGCUGUGUGUCUGCUCUUUGUAUUUGCUGCAUUGCUAGAAUAUGCUGGGGUUAAUUUUGUCUCCAGGCAACAGAAAGAGUUUCUCCGCUUAAGGCGAAGACAGAGGAGGAAUCAAAAGGAUGAUGAUAUGCGUGAAGGCCGCUUUAAUUUUGCUGGCUACAAUAUGAGUCAGUGUCUGCCAACGAAAGACGGCUCAGCUGUUAAGAAUGCUGCUACAGCUCCGAACCCUCAGCCAUCAGUACCAAAAGACAUAGACACCAUGAGGAAGAAGUUUGUAGACCGAGCCAAGAGGAUAGACACAAUCUCCAGGGCUGCCUUUCCUCUGGCGUUUCUCAUCUUUAACGUCUUCUACUGGGUUACCUACAAAAUCAUCAGGCACGAGGACAUCCACAAAAAGUAAAGACUGUGCCCUCGACAAAUAACAUUAUAUUUGUCUUUUUCUCAGAUUGAGAAAUGCUCAGAAAGCACAGUGAUAUGAGAUUAGAGCCUGUGCAUUGAGAGGCAACGCGGUGAUGAUGGUUUUGUUCAUUCAGGGAUAAUGUAUAAUGUUUGUCAUACAGUAUUGCUCAUGUUCUGAUAACGUGAACAGUUUCUGAGACUCAGAUGCUUUUUUUUGGUGUUGGUGUACUGCUGCAUAAAAUUUCCUGAAGGAUCUGGAAAAAAAACAAACAGAUUUUGACUCAAGGCUUAGAAACAUGCUGGAGAAGACGGACCAAAUUUUUUUCAUGACAAACAAACAUUCCGGAAAUUUCUAAUUGUAGCUUAGCCGGACCCUUAUUCAUAGACUUUCUGUGACUGAACAAAAGGGUAUUUCUUAUCAAGGACAUGAGAUACUGUUUUAUAAUGUAGUGUUGUCACGGCACUUCUUCACCAUUUCUAUAAAGUAAUGCAGCAAAAAUCACAAAAUAAGCACAUAUGGAUGCAUCCUCUGAACAUUAGGCAGCAGCACAUGUCUCAGGCAUGAGCAUGAACAAAGCAGAUGAAAAUUGGAAUUGGACAGUGCAUUUUUAUGAAAUACCUGAAGCCUUAGAAAUCAAAGAUUUGGUGAGAUGAAGUGCUGUGGUUCUCUAUUUUUUCAAGCAUCUCCUCUUGGUCAGUGCUCUAUCGGAUCCAUUUCAGCUUUUCUACCUGUUGCCAGAUAUCCAAAGGUUCUUCUUCUUCUUUCCUUUCUCUCUGUCUGUAUUAUAAAUCCUAUUCAUGGCCAAAUGAUGUCACCUAAAAUCAAUUUAUGUUCAUUCCAAUGCUUUGAAAGUUAUUUUUUAUUUAUUGAAAGUAAUUUAUCUGAUACACUUUCAUAUGUCUCACAGAUUAAGGUACGUGAAGUAUGAUGGUAAAUUUUUUGGAAGACUAUAGGUAAAACCUACAAACUGUGAACAUGCACUGCAUUACUCAAUGUUGUCAGAUGCUCAUGUCCAUAAAAAAUUCAUUUAUAUUCUAGGUAAAUGCACCAGGUAUCUUAGGUAUGGUUUUAGAGUUUGAAGCUAUGUUUUUGUAGAUUUAGUCUAAUGAAAUAUUUAUUGUAAUGGAGGAAAAAAAACAAAAACAAACUCUGUAUACUUUGUAAACCUCCGCUGUGGACUGUUUCCCUUCACUUGAUGUGCAUCGGUUUGCUGAAUGGUGACAUAAUGGUAGAUGGAUUCAACAGUGAAGUUCAGAUCUGCAAAACAUCCACGGUACAGAGCAGCUAAUGGUCCUUGCACUUCUGAUAUACUGUUGGGAAGACCUCCUUUAUUCAAUGCUGGUCGUAAGAAAGGUUGUUUCCUGGCCUGUACAUCAAUAAAAUGUGCACCAUAUUAACUUUAUUUCCAAUUCUGUUGUCAUGUAUAAAAGACAAAUCAGCUCA
This is a messenger RNA of Sphaeramia orbicularis (orbiculate cardinalfish), 4578 nucleotides long. RefSeq names its product glycine receptor, alpha 2 (gene glra2). The coding region runs from base 1762 to 3135 and encodes 457 amino acids. Gene Ontology annotation, molecular function: transmitter-gated monoatomic ion channel activity; glycine binding; transmembrane signaling receptor activity. The transcript is spliced from 8 exons. Gene Ontology annotation, biological process: monoatomic ion transmembrane transport. The record is from RefSeq and is a predicted model, not a curated record. Gene Ontology annotation, cellular component: plasma membrane. NCBI's taxonomy places the organism in Eukaryota, Metazoa, Chordata, Actinopteri, Kurtiformes, Apogonidae.